AUGAAUAUCUCUUUGCACAUCGCGGACAUCACUCGCUCAAAGUUGUUUAGAGAUGGAGAUCAUCGAAGUUCACCAUUGCAUAAUGUUGGACGAAUGAAAGUCGCCAAGGCCAGUCAUGCCUGCGUUCAAGUGCAAACCAAAUUGCCUCACUGUCAAGGCAGAGAUUGUGAGAUAGCUGGACAGCCCACCCUCAGUGUGUCUUACACCCAAGGUCGCCUUGCGAGAUGGUGCGCACUUGGUUCGCCAGGAUCCAAACUCAUGUACUUUGUUGUGACUGGUCGAAUUGUGAUGCAACUCAUGGAUCCUUGCAAAAUUGUCUCACUACAAUUGGUCGGCAUGACGGAAUCUCACUUGCAGCUGUCAGUGAGUUCGUUGGCAAGCUCCAUCAACAUGCAAACCCAUCGCACAAUUCAUAAAUCGUUCCAUGCCGAUGUCCGUUGUGCCGCAAACCGUUUGCAUACAUGUAUGUUUUUGCCAUACCGCUUUCCCCUCCCACGCUGCCCCCGCCUCCCGAGUUCUCGUCACAUUGACCGGUGCCACUGUGCGCCGACUACCAUCGCCGAUAGUUCGUCCGGACGGGUCGCCCUGACCGCCGUCGCAAUGCCUGAACAGCCGACUGCCGAGCAAUGGGAGAAGCACAGGCCUCUCAUUACCAAAUUAUAUACUACCAGAACCCUCAAGCACAUCAAAGAUGAGCUGUAUAAAAGGCAUGGAUUCUAUGCGACAGAGCGCAUGUACAAAGGACGGUUCAAGACCUGGGGUAUCGGGAAGAACAAGAAGCGCAAGCCCUUUGAGGCAUCACUACCCAGAGACGUUGACCCGGGGUCGAAUACUGCCGCCGCACCUCCUAGCGAUAUCUCAAGCCCUACCUCUCCAAUCGAACCAGCCAGUUUUUUCUCGCCGGCACUAACGCCAGGAGAGUCUCCUCACGGCGGUCAUCGAGCUUUUGACGCGCGCUCGACAACCUAUGUCGAUACACCACGCCCAGGGACCCUCCCACCGACACCAGCCACGUAUGGAUACAGUUCCCCAAUUGAAGUAAACCAGAAAGAAGCUAGCAUGACCCCUGACAUGCUUUGCAAAGAAAUCGUGACAUUAGCGACGUUGAUACUCUCGAAACUCGUCUCAGGGCGGCCGCCGACUUUGGCGUGGGACGACUACACCCCCAAGGACGACCACCUCGCGAUAUACCGCACGCUUCAGAAAGAGCUUAAGCAUGAGAGUCAUCUGAGAGGUUGCCUUGUAAACAAUCCAUCAGUUGCAGUCAAGUCGAGAAUGAACGACCAUGUCAACGAGCUGCUAAAGUCAUUUCACCCCGCGGUACCAAUCGGCAUUCUAAGCUCAUUCAACCAAUCAUCGGAUACUGCAGCCAUCAACGAGUUGGCGCACUGUCUAGUGACAUCCUCGACGACCAUCCUACCGAGAGACCACGAGUUUGUCCAAUUAGCGCAGAGAGUAGAACAACUCCUCACAAACACUCUAUUCUCGGAAUUCAAAGCCUGCAUGGAACGCAUUUGCGAUGAUCUGCAAGUCAACGUGCUCAAAGUCCUUGGCAGAUGGAGCUUAGUUAUGGUUUACCUGAUUUUCGUGCUGAACGCCAAAAAGGCAAAAGAUGGACAACAGACGGAUCCCAAGAUCCUGAAUAUGGCAUUGGAGCGGUACACACACGUACAGUGCUCUUACUCAGAUGACCCGAAGCUGAUUGUUCAAUUUGGACACUUCAUCCUAGGCUACUGCGUCCUCGUCGCGUCUGAAGCAGAACUUGCGACCAGUGUGCGCGAUAUGGCAGAGCAAUGCUACAACCGCGCUGAGGCGUACCUCUCGGAGCAGGAGUCUUCGCCAAACUCCAAAUACGCAGAUAUUCAAGAUGCAAAGUCCCAUUUCGGAAAAGCAUGUGCCGUUCUGGCCGACUGUCGCUACGCACAAGGCUCGCAGCAAGCGGACAAGAUGCUUCGCGACGAGAUCCACGACUGGUCGCGGAGACUUUUGCUCGUGUCGAUAGGGUGUCACGUUGAUACGGACAUGGCGACGAUGGCGCAGUUUGAGAGACAGAAGAAGAAGCUAGAGGGGUGGUGUAGAGAUGCGGGUGAUUUGGAGAGGCAGAAGCAACUAGAUUGUAUCCGCGACCUUAUCCUGGGAAACGAGCAACGGCCAAGGGACGGUCCCCUUCUCCCGAGGUUGAAGGUUCCAAAUCACGAUGAAACAUUCAAAAUGUUGUCAUUGUGGGAACUGAACGAUGCAUACGUGUGUAACGCAGAUUGUGUUCUUGAUAAGGCGUGGAGAGCUGGAGCAGUCGAACAUUCACGAAUUGGCUUGGUCCACUAUUUGGACCAAGCAAUCAGUCGCAGAUUUGCGGAUAAGUGGACUACGUUGUACGUCAUGUCCAUCUUGGUGUGGAAACCAACAGUGGUCGCGACCCAGAAAGCCGGACGAAAAUGUCCGAAGGUUGAUAUCAUUAUUGCGCUUGAGCGGCUCUUUGCGUUUACCUUUGGCUACUAUCUCGUCUCCGCCGUCAUCUCUCGUCACUGGUCACUUUACAUCAUCCAUCGGCCCUUCAAACAUGUACUUCACUCAUCUCGCAGAAAAGUGGCUCUGUUAUCUCAAUCCUCGUCGCCUUUUCGGAUCAUUCUAACAACACAAUCACAAUUCCAAGGCGUAGGAUCAAUCAUCACCGACGAACCAUCGCCAACUCCCGAUUCAACCAAUCACAAGCUUAAUCCAUACCUUGUAACUCUUCGUCCAAUCAAAAUGUCAGUCAACCGUAACGUUGAGUCCAUCAACAACAAGCAGGGCGAGUUCCACCCCAGCGUCCCUCGUUCAGAGCCCCUCACAACCAAAGGCCACGCCCCUGGCACCAAAGUCGGCAACGACGCAUACCCCGAGUUCCACACCCAAGCAUACCCUGCCGGCACAGCACCCAGAGAAAAUACCUUCCAGCCUCAGAACGCGCAAGAGAUCCCCGGCCAGGCUCUGAACCCCGAGGCUACCACGUAUACGGCCGCGCACGAUUUCCCUGGUGCCACGAGCGGGGACGUCCACACUGGGCUGGGUAAGCCUGUACAGGGCCAAACUAGCGCCGAGCUGCACGGGGCUAACCUUGGUCGCCGUGACCAAGAGAGCGCCGGACUUGAGGGAGUCGGAGCUUUUGGCAAGCACAACUUCAGAGAGCGGCGGUUGGAUGUUGACCAGGAGCCCGAUGCUCGUGGCAAGACGAAGAAUGCAUCGAAUGUUCUCGGCGCGGAAGAGAGAUUACCUGUGUCGGCUGAAGCGGUCGCUAGUGAGCGUCGAUAA
Messenger RNA from Colletotrichum lupini, 3291 nucleotides. RefSeq lists its product as uncharacterized. Bases 1 to 3291 code for a protein of 1096 amino acids. The transcript has 10 exons. The record is from RefSeq and is a predicted model, not a curated record. NCBI's taxonomy places the organism in Eukaryota, Fungi, Ascomycota, Sordariomycetes, Glomerellales, Glomerellaceae.